This is a messenger RNA of Suhomyces tanzawaensis NRRL Y-17324, 1701 nucleotides long. RefSeq names its product high-affinity glutamine permease. Gene Ontology annotation, molecular function: amino acid transmembrane transporter activity. NCBI's taxonomy places the organism in Eukaryota, Fungi, Ascomycota, Pichiomycetes, Serinales, Debaryomycetaceae. The transcript has a single exon. The coding region runs from base 1 to 1701 and encodes 566 amino acids. Gene Ontology annotation, biological process: amino acid transmembrane transport. Gene Ontology annotation, cellular component: membrane. The record is from RefSeq and is a predicted model, not a curated record.
AUGUCGGAUAUUCACAAACCCAGAGUUGAGUCUCUGGAACCUACCGUGCUGGAGAUUGGUCCUUUCUACUCCGAUUCCAUGAACAACUCCAAGUGGCAAGACUUCAAAGACUCCUUCAAGAGAGCUGUGCCCACCGAGAAGGAUGAAAACGUCAGAAGCAAAUCCAUCACCAAGAGACACUUGAGGUUGAUGGCCUUGAGUACCGGUCUCGGAACCGGUCUCUUGGUGGCAGCUGGGCAAAAGCUUAGAACUGCAGGUCCAGCAGGUGUCUUGAUUGCUUACUUCAUCACCGGUUACAUCAUGUUGGUUCCUACCAUCAACUCCGUCAGUGAGCUCAGUAUCGCAUACCCAGGCUUGCCUGGAGGGUUUCAAGCAUAUCCAUCCAAGUUCAUAGAUGAGAGUUGGGGCUUUGCUUUGGGCUGGAACUAUGCCAUCCAGUGGAUGACUGUCAUCUGGUUAGAGUUGGUGACUGCCAGUAUGACCAUCAAGUUCUGGAACACCAGCAUCAAUCCCGAUGCCUUUGUGACCAUCUUCUUGUUCGUGGUUAUUCUCAUCAACUUCUGUGGUGCCAAGGGUUAUGCCGAAGCAGAAUUCUUCAUGAACUCCAUCAAAGUUUUGAUGUUGGCAGGCUUUGUUAUUUUCGGAUUGAUCAUUGACUUGGGCGGAGGUCCUCAAGGUUUCGUUGGUGGAAGAUACUACCAUGACCCUGGUGCAUUCACUAGUUUUAAGGGUUUAGUGUCCGUGUUCGUGACUGGUGCCUUCUCCCUUGGUGGAAGUGAGUUCAUCUCUCUUUCUGCUGCUGAAACUGGUGGUAAUGUGAGAGCAGCCAUCAAGAGUGCUUCCAAGUUGAUUUUCUUUAGAGUCACUGUCCUUUUCUUGGGAUCCUUGUGUAUGGUUGGUUUGUUGGUUCCAUCCACUUCCGACAGAUUGAUGGGCUCUGGCGAUGCUGCCACCCAUUCCUCUCCAUACGUGAUUGCUGCCGAAAUGCAUGGUGUUAAGGUCCUUCCUCACAUCAUCAACGCUGUCAUUCUUGUUUCUGUCACCUCGGUCGCAACUGCUGCCAUGUACAGUAGUCCUCGUCUUAUCCAGUCCUUGGCUGAACAAGGGCUUGCUCCUCAAUGGUUCAACUACAUCGAUAGAUCCGGUAGACCUUUGAGAGCCUGGCUUGUCACUGUCGUCACCUCGUUCUUCUCGUACAUUGCCACCUACGAGAAGCAGGAAACGGUCUUCAACUGGUUGUUGUCGAUCUCUGCCCUUUCGUUCAUCUUCAUCUGGUUGGCCAUUGCCAUUUGCCACCUUAGAUUCAGGGCUGCUUUGAAGCAUAACAACAUCCCCUUGAGCUCUUUGGCCUACGUGUCUCCCACCGGAGUCAUUGGUUCGUGGUUGUCGAUCAUUGUCAACUCGCUUAUCUUGAUCGGGCAAUUCUGGGUGGCUUUGUGGCCGGUUGGUGGAGACGGCAAGCCCAACGCAGAGUCGUUCUUCGAGAACUACUUGGGUAUGCCUUUCCUCUUGGUGUGCUACGUGGGCCAUAAAGUCUGGACCAAAAACUGGAAGUUAUGGGUCAAGAUAGAGGACAUCGAUGUCAACGGCGGCAGAGUCAUCCACGAUCCCGAGAUCUUGGAGUUGGAAAACUUCGAAGUCGAGGAGAGAUACAGAAAGGCUCCUUUCUGGAAGAAGGCUCUUAUUGUCUGUUUCGACUAA